AUGCACCCACCAGUUGGUGGGAUGCAAGGCUACAACGGGAUUUACUGGGGUUGGAACCCCGACAUCGAUAACGGGGUGAACAUCAGCAUGAUUAACGAGGCCACCGGAAAACAGGCGAGCACCUUUGGCAUAUUCAGUCAAAUUAAAAAUGCAAGCUCUUACGAUGGACACCAGUUGUUGAAGCACAUCAACGAAAUCAAAAGCAGCGGUGCAGUGCUUAUCGCAAGUAUCAUGCCUACAGGGCUGAAGUUUAGCGAAGUCGGCCCUGCCAUCGCGAAGGAUAUCGCCACGGUGGUGAAACAGUUUACUGAUGCGAAAGUGGAGGUUUGGGUUCGUUUCGCACACGAGAUGAAUUAUUAUGCCGGAACGGGAUAUUACAAUGGCAUUCGGCUCUUUCUAUGA
Grosmannia clavigera kw1407 is the source of this 402-nucleotide messenger RNA. RefSeq lists its product as uncharacterized. Gene Ontology annotation, molecular function: mannan endo-1,4-beta-mannosidase activity. Gene Ontology annotation, biological process: substituted mannan metabolic process. The record is from RefSeq and is a predicted model, not a curated record. NCBI's taxonomy places the organism in Eukaryota, Fungi, Ascomycota, Sordariomycetes, Ophiostomatales, Ophiostomataceae. The transcript is spliced from 3 exons. Bases 1 to 402 code for a protein of 133 amino acids.